AUGUCAACGUUUAAUGGAAUCGUUUCUGAAUUUCCAGAAAUAUGGAAUGCUCAACCACCCCUAGCUUGCUUCCUGAGCCACGUCCACAGCGACCAUCUCGCAGGACUAGAGAGUCUGCGCUCUCCAUUAAUCAACUAUGGGAAAGGCGUUCUGGAAGCCAGACAACAAACAUUUAAACAUCUUAGCAAAGUAUUAAGAUCCUUGCCGUUAGAAACACCUACAUCUAUUGAGCUUUGCCCAGGGCGGGAAAUUCAGGUGACGCUCUUUGAUGCCAACCAUUGUCCUGGGGCUGUCAUGUUCCUGGUGGAAGGUGACGGUAAAGCGAUCUUAUACACCGGAGACAUUCGAAGCGAACCAUGGUUUGUCAACGCGAUUGAACGAAACCCUAACCUCAUCGAAUAUACAUCGGGUCUCAAAACCCUUGAUAAGAUCUACCUUGAUACGUCCUUUACUGAGGAUGUUCCAUUUGAGACAAAGGCCCAGGGCAUAACCGAGCUGUUAAAAAAGAUCUCGAAGUAUCCGAACGAUACCGUAUUUCACUUUCAAGCCUGGACUUACGGCUAUGAGGACGUCUGGAUUGCACUUUCCAAAGCACUCAAGUCGAAGAUACACGUCGAUGAUUAUAAGCUACGCAUAUACGGUUCCCUUAAAUCAAGAAACCCCAGGUCCCAAUUCGAUGCGGAUAUGCAUCUGGCCCCCGAAUCACCAGCUUUGACUGGCCAUAUGUGUGGUAACACACCACAUCUAGGAUGUAUGACCUCGGAUGUAAACGUACGCUUACACAGCUGUGAGAGAGGAAACAUCUGUGAAGUGGCGUCAAAGGACAUGACAGUCUCGAUCCAGCCUAUAAUCGCACAUUUAUCUGGAGGAAAGGACUUGGCUGAGGUCGGAGUUGGAGGGGGCGGAGACGACUUUAAACAAGAGGCAGAACUUGAAUUCGUGGACCAAGCCAACUUAGCCGCUCUUUUUGAUGUGUUCGUACUUCCAUAUCAACCUUAUCGGACCGAGCUAAUCUCUUAUAGGGCCCUUUCCUCAUCUGCUACUUCGUCUCAGAAGUCAGACAUGCUUCGAGAGGGCUUAGAACAGCUACUCUCGACAGGUCGGAACAUACCCCUGGAUUGGGAUGUUGACACUUUGAGUACAAAUUCGGCUAAAGAAGUUAUCGCCAUACUUGUCCAAAAGUUAAGAACGAACAGGAAGAACCAGAAGUCCGUUCAUGAGGAGGCUUUGCCCAAGACGAUCUACUUCCCUUACUCGAGGCAUUCUUCAUUGCCAGAGCUGCGUCACUUUGUUGAAGCCUUCCGUCCUAAAGAUAUAUGGCCAUGCACCGUUAAUACUGCUGAAUGUUGGAUAGGACUGAUGCCUAGAAGAAUCAGGUUGUUUCUUUCUUCUUAUCUUUCCAUGUCUGAAUGGCUCAGAAAUGGAACUACUAUUGAAUCCUUAUUCGGGCAAUUCUGUUCUAGCAAGGAAUUUGAACAUGAUAGAGUCAUGCAAGCCAUAGCCGCUAAGAAUGCAUUGUGCAGCCAGAAUCAACAACACGCCAGUCAAACGACUGUUGACUCAGACCCCGCGCCAAGCUCACCCAACCACGAACCCCAGGAUCUUCAAGAACAAAAGCCCGGCAAUUUCGAACAUGUGUUUGUGAGUCUUUUAGUGGACACACAAGUGAGCGGCUACCAAGAGCAGACGAAUCUCGAUCCAGAGCAGCCGGACGAUUUAAACACACUACCUGAGAACUUGUCAGCGCGUUGGGGAUACCAGAAGACUACCCUCUUGCUUGUCAAGAGGCGUAUUGGCAGAUGA
Fusarium graminearum PH-1 is the source of this 1803-nucleotide messenger RNA. RefSeq lists its product as uncharacterized. The transcript is spliced from 9 exons. The record is from RefSeq and is a predicted model, not a curated record. Bases 1 to 1803 code for a protein of 600 amino acids. Gene Ontology annotation, molecular function: 5'-3' DNA exonuclease activity; damaged DNA binding. Gene Ontology annotation, biological process: protection from non-homologous end joining at telomere; double-strand break repair via nonhomologous end joining; interstrand cross-link repair. NCBI's taxonomy places the organism in Eukaryota, Fungi, Ascomycota, Sordariomycetes, Hypocreales, Nectriaceae.